Molecule: messenger RNA, 1983 nt
Organism: Branchiostoma floridae (Florida lancelet)
Lineage: Eukaryota; Metazoa; Chordata; Leptocardii; Amphioxiformes; Branchiostomatidae
Product: kelch-like protein 9
Exons: 6
Coding region: 25-1605 (526 amino acids)
Molecular function (GO): protein binding
Source: RefSeq, a predicted model, not a curated record
UCGCAGGUUAUCGAAGUUGGCGGAAUGGAGGGGAAACUUCUGCAAAAGGUCGUCGACUUCGCGUACACCUCGGAUCUGGACCUCUCCACCGAAAACGUCCAAGAGAUUCUCCACGUGGGCUCGUACCUCCAAAGCUCGUUAAUCGUCGAACCGUGCUGCGAAUUCCUGAAGAAACACAUCGAUACAGACAACUGCGCCGACUUCUACCCGCUCACAAGAACCUACAACCUGCUCGACCUGGAAGAAGCGGUGGACAAGUUCGUGUUGGACAACAUCAUCGUUCUGUCCAACCGGCCGCAGUUUCAGAAGAUCGAACUGCAGAAGCUGGUCCAGCUCCUGAGAUGCAAUUCGCUACGCGUGAUGUCAGAGGCCGAGGUGUUCGGGAUCGCUAUGAAAUGGUUACACCAUGAUGUGGCACGUUGGGAGCAUAUGAACAAGAUACUGGAGUGUGUGAGGUUCCCACUUCUGCCCCCACAACAGAUGAUGAUGACUGUGGCUCGAGAGUGGGACCUUGUUAAGAAAGAUUCCCGUUGUGUCGCCUUGUUAAAGGAGGCCACGAGGUACCACAACAUGGUGUACCGACAGCCCAUCUUCGAGACGUCGCGGGUUGGCCUCCGUUCCGACUACGAGUGCGCGGUGACCUUCGGAGGGAUCGUUCAGCGCGGGGAAGAGGAGGAGAGCUGCAAGGACGCGACCUUCUUCGACACCUACAGUCAAAACUCUGCCUGGAAAGACCUGGCUGAACUGGAGCAGGAAGUCAGCUACCACUGUGCUGCUGUCCUGAACAACUUUGUGUACAUCGCGGGCGGGGAGGCUCCCAGUGUCUCCAAACUCAGCAGCCACAAGUUAGCCGUCAACACUGUCUGGCGGUACGAGCCCGGGCGGAACCAGUGGCUGUCGGUCGCGUCCAUGCAGGAGGCCAGGAGCGACUUUUCUCUGGUUACCGUGGGCAACCACCUGUACGCCAUCUGUGGCCGGAACAAAACUGGGGAAAUCUUUUCAGUAGAGAGGUAUGAUCCGAUGGUUGACGAGUGGAAAUACGUUACGAGAGCAACUGAGAAAGUGUUCGGCCAUGCCGGGGCCGCGCUUCAGGGUAAAAUCAUCGUAGCUGGAGGGGGUCGGAAUAAAAUUUUCCACAACCGCGUACAUUCCUACGAUACCUCACUAGAUGAAUGGUCCGAGAAAGCUCCGCUACUCUCUCCGAGGGCCUUCCAUCGCAUGGCCACGGUCGGAGACAAGGUGUUCGCCAUCGGCGGAUACAAGAAUCGGUCGGGACCGGGGUUCCCUGUCAACGAUGUCGUGUCUGUGGAAUGCUACAACAUGGCAGCAAACCAAUGGUCAGCGGUCGCGCCGAUGUUGGAGCCGCAAACCGGCGCGGGAGUGGCCGUACUCAACGACUGCAUCUACAUCGUGGGAGGGCGAGCGUUCAGUUCGACUUCAUCGCGGCGGUCGGUGCGCCUGAAGACUGUCACGAAGUACGACACCGCGAGGAACAGGUGGGAGAGGUGCAGUUCCCUCCGACAGCCGCUAAGGGGCGCUGCUUGCUGCACACUGAGACUGCCACAGCGACUUUUCUCCAUGAGCAGACUUAUAACCACAGUGUAGAAACUUCACAUACAGCAUUACAUUGAUAAAAGUUAGACUUCCAGGUAAUAAGAUAUACCACGUGACAGUUACUCAAGCGACUGGAUAAGAUUUGGAAACAAACAUUUCAGACGUUGUCCUCUGUCUUUUGUCAGUGAUUGGAUGAACAUCUGGAUUUACUUCAUGUAGCUUUUAAAUCAAAACUCCCAGGGAACUGAUAUAUUGAUGAGGGUAAGAUGUUGGUUUAAAAGAUGGUAAAUCCAGAUGUUCAUCCAGUCACUGAUGGAUGCUGUCUGAAAUGCAGGGCUCUAGCCAGCUCGAUUUUUUUUCCGUCAUCCAAUUCCCAUUGUCGCGAAAACACUAUUCCAUGAGUUAGAGAGACUGAACUGAGACCUUGAA